Molecule: messenger RNA, 762 nt
Organism: Erythranthe guttata (spotted monkey flower)
Lineage: Eukaryota; Viridiplantae; Streptophyta; Magnoliopsida; Lamiales; Phrymaceae
Source: RefSeq, a predicted model, not a curated record
AUGGAAGAACAUUGCAUUGCUGAACCGGAGCAGACCCCUACUGUUCUCUACGCAUCUCGGCCCAACAGUUUCAACAGUCGGCCAAACAGUUCCAACAGUUGGCCCAAUAAUUCCAGUAAUUAUCGAGGUGGUGGUUCUUGGCGCAAUCAGCGAGGUGGCGGUCGCACAAACCGUCGGGGUGGUCGUGGUCAGUCACGAUAUCCGAUGCAACACUACGGUUACAAUCAAUUUCAUAACCAAUCACAACCUUGGCGGGCCCCUUAUACGCCUCGGACCUCUUCAUCGAUACAUGGACCCCCCCCCCCCCCUCCCCCAAGCUCUCCUAGUCCUUACCAUGCUCCUACAGCUCAUGCUUAUUACGUUGGACAGCAAGAUCCGACACCUCGCCCCUCCUCCACUGCCUACAAUUACCCUCCUCAACAGCACGUGAACUGUUCCAACAGUUUAUCUAACAGUGGUCCCCUGCAGCCAACAAAUCUUGCCACUCAUCUCAACACGUUGACUCUUCAGUCAUCGAGCGAACCUCAGUGGUUUAUGGACACGGGCGCCUCAUCUCACAUGGCACCUCACUCCGGUAAUUUUCAUUUUAUUUUUAAUCCUAGUAAUGAUUUCCCCAAGCAUGUCAUCGUUGGUAAUGGCUCCACCGUUCCUAUCCUUAAAGUUGGCGACACCAUCCUAACCUCUACCCCGUUUCGUCUAACAAAUGUCUAUGUUACUCCCCACAUCAUUAAGAAUCUCGUGUCUGUCCGCAAAAAUCACUAG